GGCUCGAUGUCACCUUCACUUGCUAUCCAGCUCCUGCUACCCUAACAAUGGCAGUGGCUGGUGCCCCACCUGUUCUCCAGCUCCUGCCCCAACAAUGGCAGCUGAUUCUAGCCAUCCUCCUCGUCCCACUCGGCUUCCUCCUCCUUCGGGGAAGGUCGGGCUCCGGCCUGAAGCUCCCACCGGGCCCCAUGAGGCUGCCUUUCGUGGGCAACCUGCACCAGAUCGGGCCACUGCCGCACCGGAGCCUGGCUGCGCUGGCCCGGCGGCAUGGGCCUGUGAUGAUGCUGCGGCUGGGCAUGGUGCCGACGGUGGUGCUGACAUCGCCAGAGGCGGCCCGGGAAGCCCUCAAGACCAAGGAUGAUGACUGCAGCAGCCGUCCCCUGUCGGCAGGGCCAGGGCUGCUGUCCUACGGCUACAAGGACGUGGCCUUCUCGCCGUGGAGCGACUACGUCCGCGAGAUGCGCAAGUUGUUCAUCAUCGAGCUGCUCAGCAGGCGGCGCGUGCAGUCUGCCUACUACGCGAGGGAUGCACAGAUCGACAAGCUGAUUGAGACCCUCACCGUGGUGGGGCCGAACCCGGUACCCCUGGAGGCCCACAUCUUCGCCACCAUGGACCGGAUUGUGGGCUUGUUCGCGUUCGGCGAGAGCUACGCGGGGGAGCAGUUCAAGGGGCAGUUUGUGCCCUUACUCAACGCAACCAUGGACAUGUUGGGUAGCUUCUCUGCCCAAGACUUCUUCCCCAACGCCGUUGGCCGCCUCAUCGACCGCAUCACCGGCGUCAAAGCCCACCGCCAGAGGGUCUUUCGUCAGCUCGACCGCUUCUUUGAGCAUAUCAUCGAGCAGUGCGAUGGGAGAAAGGCCACCGGCGGCGGCGGAUCGGACCUGGUGCAGGAGCUGCUGGACAUCAUGAAAAGGCCCGCCGCCUCCGCUGCAGGAACCUUCACCAGAGAUCAUGUCAAGGCCAUUCUCAUGAACACAUUCAUUGGUAGCAUUGACACCACCACAGUGACCAUAACCUGGGCAAUGGCAGAGCUGAUCCGGAAACCAAGGGUUCUGCAAAGGGCACAACUUGAGAUUAGGACUGCCGCUGGAGGAGGCAGCAGAGUGCACCAAGCUGACAUGCCCAAAAUGAGCUACCUGAGGAUGGUGCUGUCCGAGACCCUACGGCUGCAUCCCCCAGCAACACUACUCGUACCGAGAGAGACGCUGCGGCCGAUCCAGGUGGCUGGCUACGACAUCCCAGCCAAGACCCAGGUCAUUGUCAAUGCGUGGGCCAUCAGCAGGGACCCUUCCGCGUGGAAGGACCCCGAGGAGUUUAACCCGGAGCGGUUCCAGGACACUGACGUGGACUUCAACGGCAGCCACUUCGAGUUCAUCCCCUUCGGCGCGGGCCGCCGGAUCUGCCCCGGGCUGGCCAUGGGGGUGGCAAACGCCGAGUACAUCCUUGCCAACUUGCUCUACUGCUUCAACUGGGCGCUGCCCAACGGGGUGAGCCGGGAGGGUGUGAACAUGGAGGAGGAAGGGGUGCUCACUUACCGGAAGAAGACCUCACUCAUGCUCGUGCCAACACCUUACCACCCAGCCCAGGAGAAAGAGGAGGAGUAUUAGUACUCACUUAUUUUUCUAUAUAUUCUGUUCCUCGUGCAUUAUCAUUUGUUGUUGUUGUUGUUGUUGUUGUUGUUGUUUAUUUUAAUAAAUCAAUAUGAAUAAAAUUCUCAAAUUCCGUUCCCCGUA
This is a messenger RNA of Triticum aestivum (bread wheat), 1733 nucleotides long. Its product is annotated as 4-hydroxyphenylacetaldehyde oxime monooxygenase. Gene Ontology annotation, molecular function: oxidoreductase activity, acting on paired donors, with incorporation or reduction of molecular oxygen; monooxygenase activity; iron ion binding. The transcript is spliced from 3 exons. The record is from RefSeq and is a predicted model, not a curated record. Bases 48 to 1607 code for a protein of 519 amino acids. Lineage: Eukaryota; Viridiplantae; Streptophyta; Magnoliopsida; Poales; Poaceae.